GUUCUCAUCCUUCAUUCCAAGUUCCAACUGAAACUUGCAUGUUCGACAUGAUGCACGUGGCAACUCUUGUUGGAGCUUUGUUGGCUUUCAGCUGCACGUUUACAGAUGCCAGUCUGGAAGAGGAGUUAUGGGACAGGUUCCGACUGUGGUUCCACGCCAUGGAUCACAAUUACGACAAUAUCAUUUCCCUAGCGGACAUAGCAAACUGUACGGCAAAACACGUGACCGGAUCCGAGAACGCAGCUAGAGUCCAAGCGAAGUGUGAGGAGUUUCUUCCCAGAUGGCUCAAAUUCUUUGUCCUCAGAGGCCAAGACAGCAUCACAGAAAACCAGUUCCUCCAGAACUUCAUGGCAUUGAGAAGUGAUGACUUUGAUAAAUUUGAGAAAGUUGUUUACCAAGGUGCUAAGCUGUACUGGAAAAUCAUGGACAUGAACAACGACAGGGUCAUAUCAGAGGACGAAGACGCUUGCGUGGGGGACGAGCCGUAUGAUGCUUUCGUGUUGUCUGUCAAUUUCGCCAAUUACAUAUUGUUGGGCGCGACAGUAGAGAAUAUCGCCGACCCCUUCUGUCCAUGGAUUUAUUAAUAUACUGGUUAAUGAGCUUGAUGUUACUUUGAGAAUAGUCCUUACUAUUGAUAAUAGAAAUGUCUCUUAUGUAAAGUCUUAAUAAAUUAACGAUGCUUAUGAAA
Haliotis rufescens (red abalone) is the source of this 688-nucleotide messenger RNA. RefSeq lists its product as uncharacterized. Bases 39 to 584 code for a protein of 181 amino acids. The record is from RefSeq and is a predicted model, not a curated record. The transcript is spliced from 2 exons. Lineage: Eukaryota; Metazoa; Mollusca; Gastropoda; Lepetellida; Haliotidae.